This is a messenger RNA of Talaromyces proteolyticus, 798 nucleotides long. Its product is annotated as methyltransferase domain-containing protein. Gene Ontology annotation, cellular component: eRF1 methyltransferase complex. Gene Ontology annotation, biological process: methylation. The record is from RefSeq and is a predicted model, not a curated record. Gene Ontology annotation, molecular function: protein methyltransferase activity; nucleic acid binding; S-adenosylmethionine-dependent methyltransferase activity. The transcript has a single exon. The coding region runs from base 1 to 798 and encodes 265 amino acids. Lineage: Eukaryota; Fungi; Ascomycota; Eurotiomycetes; Eurotiales; Trichocomaceae.
AUGCUUCCCACGCCUUCAACAUCUCACGUCUCCUUCGACACCGUCUACGAACCUGCUGAAGAUUCAUACCUCUUCCUCGACACUCUCUCAUCAGCAUCAGAAGCCGCCUGGCUCACCGACCGCUUCAAUCCUCCAUCAAAUCCUUCUCCCAACCCAGUCCCCCUAGUAGUCGAAGUUGGCAGCGGCUCUGGCGUCGUCAUCGCCUUCACAGCCGCCAAUGCGCGACAUAUCUUCGGCAGAGACGACAUUCUGGCAUUAUCCAUAGACGUCAACAGCAACGCAUGCCAUGCAACAAGCCAGACCGUCCAGACAGCCAUCUCAGAAAAGAAAUCCGAGGCAGGCGGCCCUGUUAAUACGCUAUUUGCAGGAUCCGUCAUGGCGGAUUUAGUGUCUCCGUUGAGACCAGGGAGUGUCGACGUGUUGCUGUUCAAUCCUCCCUAUGUCCCAACCCCAGAUAUCCCAGUAUUGCCCUCACAUGAGUCUACGACGAAGGAUACAAAAUCGCUAUCGAGUUCAGAGAAAUUCGAGUACGAGUCGUAUCUUCUGUCUCUUUCUUAUGCUGGCGGUGAGGAUGGCAUGGAGAUUACGAAUCGAUUUAUUGAUGCCAUUCCCUCCGUGUUGAACCCAGACAGGGGCGUGGCAUAUCUUCUACUUUGCGCUCAAAACAAACCUGAGCAAGUCAAAGCGAGGAUUAUGCGAGACUGGCAGGGAUGGACAGCGGAGACAGUCGGAAAAAGUGGGAUGCAGGCGGGAUGGGAAAAGUUGGUGAUUGUUAGGAUCUGUAGAGAUGAAACGUGA